UUUGUCUGGCAAGAUUUGAAAGAUUUUUGAAAACCUCCACUGCAUGGAGCCAAAACCAGCUCCCACUGGAGUAUUUGUAAACUGAAGCCUCCAGAAAUACCACAGAACACUUCCCCUAGCCUAGGAAGUGCUCGGAGACAUGGAUUUGAUCUUUGCUCUGUGUUGUGCAAGAGCUUGGCAUAGAAGCCGAAUUCCUGGGGCAUCACCUGUCUUGCCUAGCAGAGCUGGGAUAACUCAUUGGGACAGUGUCUUCCUCCUGCUGUAGCCCAUUGCCCGGGUUAAUGGGUUCAUUCUGUCCUCUCUGGGCCACCAGGCAGAAGUGCCACCCCUAGCCUUUCAUCCCACCCCUUUUCUGGGAGUUCCGGGGCCAGGCAGAGUGCACUGGAUGAGACAGCAAGUGCUUGCCGAAUCCAAACUGCAUUUGCCAGGAGGCAGAAAUUCCUGUUGCUCCCCUUCAAACCUUACUGGGCACUUUGGGAGCACACUGCCAAACCCUUCUGGUGUGUUUGUAAAAUUUACUUGCUAGUUUCUGAAGGUUGGAUGUGCCUGAAGGGUGUGGAGGGGUCUGACAUGACCGUGGAGCAGAAACCUGAACAGAAAGGGGAGGAGGCAACAACAGUGGAAGCAAAAAUAUUUCAGGAUUGGAAGCGUGCCAAGAGAACUGUUUGCAGGAAACAUUUCUGUUCCGGCAAGGUGUAGGAAGGUUUUUUUCCUUCCCCCUCCAGUUAAUGACCUUGCAUUCGUGCGUGGUGGGGCCGGUGUCCCGCUCUGUCCCAUCCCGGCUGGCAGUGGGAUGCACAAAGCCGCCGCAGUCUCGGGCGGUGCCGGGGGCUCGUCGGGCUCAGGCAGUGGCGUGCUGCCAGCCCAGGCCUGUUCCUAUGCUUACGUCCUGCGGGCGUGUCCCUUAAAUCCCGCACAGGAGCGGCACGGGGCAGGCAAGCGCCAGCGGAGCCGAGCGGAGUGGUGUCAGCGGAGGAGAGAUGGCCUCGGUGGGUCCCUCUGCAGCCUCCACGCUGCCCGCCCUGCCCUCCGGACCCGCCGUCUUCAAAACCAUCCCCUAUGCAUUCAUCCUGCCGGAGAUCCUCUGCGGGACCUGGGUGUGGAUCCUUGUUGCUGCUACCUCCGUCUCCUUGCCGUUGCUGCAGGGAUGGGUGAUGUACGUGUCUCUCACCUCCUGCCUCAUCUCCCUGCUGCUCCUCUUAAGCUACCUCCUCGGCUUCCACAGGAACAGCGAGAACUGGAAAGUGCUGGACAGUUUGUACCAUGGCACCACAGCUAUUCUGUACAUGAGCGCCGCUGUCCUGCAGGCCAAUGCGACCAUCAACUCUGAGUUCGGCGUCAAUGUGCCACUCAACUACCAACUCAACAGCGCUGCAUCGUUCUUUGCCUUCCUCACGACUUUCCUGUACAUCCUCCACGCCUUCAGCAUCUACUACCAGUGAUCCUGGCAGCACCCAGAUUCAUCUUUUCAGGAUGAGGGCUUUCCCAGUGUGACAGUCCCAAGGUGUCUCUGCCCCAGCCCUGUCACCAGGCCUCAGGAACAGCAAGUCCUUUUGCACUUCAUCACAGGAGGAAUUUUGCUGGCACACGUUGGUUUGCCUGUGGGACAUUUCUUGCCUUGCCUGGGGGAGGGACUUGCAAGGGGAGGGACCAGGUGCAGGCCCCAAGCCUCCAAUAUCGACAUUCUGCCAAAUAUUGACAACCAUGGGAAGAGGGGAAAAAAAAAAAAAUCACUGUUCCUUCAGCAAACAAUCUCCUUCCUUAUGUAAUUUACCUUUCUUUGGUUCAGCUCCAUCCCUCCCCAACACAAGUUCAUAACAAUGAUACAAUGUUCCUUGACUUUCAGAUGGUUUCAUUUAGUAAAUGCUAUAUUUGGAAUAAAGUGUCAAUGGACAGAU
Molecule: messenger RNA, 1898 nt
Organism: Vidua macroura (Pin-tailed whydah)
Lineage: Eukaryota; Metazoa; Chordata; Aves; Passeriformes; Viduidae
Gene: MALL
Product: mal, T cell differentiation protein like
Exons: 4
Coding region: 981-1442 (153 amino acids)
Biological process (GO): myelination
Cellular component (GO): membrane
Molecular function (GO): structural constituent of myelin sheath
Source: RefSeq, a predicted model, not a curated record